Molecule: messenger RNA, 3012 nt
Organism: Phasianus colchicus (ring-necked pheasant)
Lineage: Eukaryota; Metazoa; Chordata; Aves; Galliformes; Phasianidae
Source: RefSeq, a predicted model, not a curated record
UAAGAGUUUUCUUCAUUGAUUAUUGGCAACUGCUGCAUUCUGAGAAAGCCUCUUUCAAUUUAGCUUUCCAGAUCCUUUGAUUUCCUGCUCCAACAGCUUUAUAAUCUCUCCAACAACUUCAUAAAUGCACUGCAAUGGUCACAUGAACGUCUCAGGAGAGGAAUCAACACCUCUGUGUCUCGCUGUUAUUAUGGCACUUUAGAAAGAGAAAACCAAAAAGCAACAAGUCCAAGUCAAGUUGGAAGUCUUACAAAAGAUGAAUCUAAUAGUGAGGCUCCGAAGAAGUUUCAGAACACUGGUCAUUCUCCUGGCUGCCUUCUGUCUAGCAAGUAUUGUCAUUUCUGCUUAUUACCUGUACACUGGCUACAAGCAGGAGAUGACUCUUGCAGAAACCACUGGAGAAACAGAGUGUGAAGAUCUCAAGCUUUUACCAUACAGGUCCAUGGAGCUGAAAACAGCUAAGCCAAUUGAUCCUUCUAAAACUGAUCCCACCAUCCUUCUCUUUGUGGAAAGUCAGUACUCCCAGCUGGGACAAGACAUCAUAGCCAUCCUUGAAUCCAGCAGAUUUCAAUACCACAUGGUCAUCGCACCUGCCAAGGGAGAUAUUCCCCCUCUCACAGACAAUGGAAGAGGAAAAUAUACGAUUAUUAUAUAUGAGAAUAUUUUAAAGUAUGUAUCCAUGGACUCAUGGAACAGAGAGCUUCUGGAAAAAUACUGCGUGGAAUACAGUGUUAGCAUAAUUGGUUUUCAUAAAGCCAAUGAGAACAGCUCCCCAAGUACAAAACUGAAAGGCUUGCCAUUACAUCUUUACAAUAACAUUGCCCUCAAAGAUUGUGUUGUAAACCCUCAGUCUCCCCUUCUGCGCAUUACCAAAGCACCAAGGACUGAGAAAGGCCCACUGCCUGGUGAAGACUGGACAGUUUUCCAGUUCAACCAUUCCACCUACCAACCUGUGCUUUUAACUGAACUGCAGACUUCCAGGCCAACCCCCAUGGCGUUGCCAAAGGCUGCUCUGUAUGCAACUGUCAUCCAGGACUUAGGACUUCAUGAUGGGAUUCAGAGAGUUCUUUUUGGAAACAACCUGACUUUCUGGUUGCACAAGCUAAUCUUUAUUGAUGCCAUCUCUUUUCUGUCAGGGAAGAAGCUCACACUGUCCUUGGAUAGAUACAUUCUGGUUGACAUUGAUGACAUCUUUGUUGGGAAAGAGGGAACAAGGAUGAAUGUCAACGAUGUGAAGGCUUUACUAGAGACUCAGAAUUUACUGCGCACUCAGGUUGCAAAUUUUACCUUCAACCUUGGAUUUUCAGGAAAAUUUUACCAUACAGGCACUGAAGAGGAAGAUGAAGGUGAUGACCUGCUAUUGAGAUCUGUGGAUGAGUUUUGGUGGUUUCCCCAUAUGUGGAGUCACAUGCAGCCUCAUCUCUUCCACAAUGAGUCAUCACUGGUGGAGCAGAUGAUCCUCAACAAAGAAUUUGCACUAGAGCAUGGCAUACCAACUGACAUGGGAUACGCAGUGGCUCCACACCACUCUGGAGUCUACCCAGUCCACAUCCAGCUGUACGAGGCCUGGAAGAAGGUCUGGCAUAUCCGAGUGACCAGCACAGAAGAAUACCCACACCUGAAGCCUGCACGGUACAGACGGGGCUUCAUCCACAAUGGCAUCAUGGUGCUCCCUCGACAGACCUGUGGCCUUUUCACUCAUACUAUUUUUUACAAGGAAUACCCUGGGGGUCCUCAGGAGCUGGACAAAAGUAUCCGAGGAGGUGAACUUUUCCUCACCAUUCUCCUGAAUCCUAUCAGCAUCUUCAUGACCCAUUUGUCUAAUUAUGGGAAUGACCGCCUGGGGCUGUACACCUUCUCAAACCUGGCCAACUUUGUGAAGAGCUCGACCAACCUGGAACUGCAGACACUGCCACCCAUCCAGCUGGCACACAAAUACUUUGAGCUCUUUCCUGAGCAGACAGACCCCCUUUGGCAGAAUCCAUGUGAUGACAAACGACACAGAGAUAUUUGGCCCAGAGACAAAACUUGUGACCACCUACCCAAAUUUCUUGUGAUAGGACCCCAGAAAACAGGAACAACAGCACUUUAUUUAUUUCUUCUGAUGCAUCCUUCUAUUACCAGUAAUCUCCCUAGCCCAAAAACUUUUGAAGAAGUUCAAUUCUUCAAUGGGAACAACUAUCACAAAGGAAUUGACUGGUACAUGGAUUUCUUCCCCACUCCUUCCAAUACCACCACCGACCUUCUCUUUGAGAAAAGUGCCAACUAUUUUCAUUCUGAGGAAGCUCCUAAACGAGCAGCUUCCCUCAUCCCCAAGGCCAAGAUCAUCACCAUCCUCAUCGAUCCAUCUGACCGUGCCUAUUCUUGGUAUCAGCAUCAGCGCUCUCAUGAGGACCCCACUGCUCUGAAAUUCAAUUUUUAUGAAGUCAUUACGUCAAGCCCCUGGGCACCCUCAGAGACAAGGACUCUCCAGAAGAGGUGUCUGAUGCCUGGAUGGUAUGCUGUCCACAUUGAACGAUGGCUAACUCACUAUCCAGCUUCACAGUUGCUAAUUAUUGAUGGACAGCAGCUAAGAAGUGACCCAGCUACUGUGAUGGAUGAAGUGCAAAAGUUUCUUGGAGUCUCUCCUCACUAUAAUUACUCUGAAGCUCUAACGUUUGACCCUCAGAAGGGCUUUUGGUGCCAGUUACUGGAAGGAGGGAAAACAAAGUGCCUGGGAAAAAGCAAAGGUCGAAAAUACCCACCCAUGGACCAAGAGUCCCGAGAUUUCCUGUCAAGCUACUACCGAGAGCACAACGUGGAGCUGUCUAAGCUGCUGCACAGGCUGGGGCAGCCCCUGCCCUCCUGGCUGAGACAGGAGCUGCAAAAGGUCAGGUAGCACACACGGGCAGGGGUCCAGCCAAGGAUCAUUUCCUUCACCGCAAAACCCCUGCUUCUCCGACUCACCUGUGAUCGUCAGUAGAGGACCUCGUGAAUAAUGCUCUUUCUUUAAAAAAAAAAAAAAAAAAAAAA